Messenger RNA from Drosophila gunungcola (fruit fly), 2063 nucleotides. RefSeq names its product serine/arginine repetitive matrix protein 2. The record is from RefSeq and is a predicted model, not a curated record. Lineage: Eukaryota; Metazoa; Arthropoda; Insecta; Diptera; Drosophilidae.
UACAAGAAUACCAGCAACAUGUUGGAAUUUAUGAAAUUCUUAGAAUGUGCAAUCGAAUGUCCGUGCUAUCGAGAAUUGAAGAGCCAAGGAUGUACUAACGCCAAUGCCCAGCAACAAAAUAAGUUCAAACAAAUUUCAAAAUAAUGAAAACCAGAAGUAGCAACCGGGACGCUGGACUCCGGAAUUCAGUGAAGUCCCCGGGCAAGCCCCUGACCCCAGAGAAAGACAAACACAUGGAUGCGUGCCAUGAUCCCGUAGACACCUCGGAUCAAUGUGUCCAAUCGCAGGUUGAAGGUGAGCUCCAAAACGUGGGAGCGAGUGAGCAGAACAUGCAUCCGGAGGUAAUUCAUAUCAAGAGCGAGCCCUUUUGUGAAGAUCUGUGGGAUGUCCUGGACGAGCUGGGAGUCAUUCUGGCUGAGGAGGAGGCCGAGUCGGAUCUGGAUGAAAAACCAGUGAUCACGCCACCGCCGCCCUCCAUCACACUGGCCGACGACUCUACAUUGUUCACUAGAAGAUCAAAGCCCGACUGCGAUGUAUCCCCCAUCAGCUUCAAUGAGUCCUUGCAGGAGUCGGGCGAAAUCGCUUCCAGUGAGGAGAACAACACUGAGGUAUACGUAUCCGAGGGAAUGGAACCCGUUCAACGUAUUAAUUCCUCUGCAAAAGAUAGCCAAAAGGAGCUCAGAAGCAGUCCAGAAGAAAAUUCCAGGCGCCACUGGGGCAGCACUGCGCAUAAGGAGUGGUUAUCAAUGAAAGCCACCACAACCAAAGCCAAAGAAAUCAAGCCUGAUCAGAGAAACCCCCGCAGCAAAUCCAAAGAGCGGACACGUGCUCGAAGAAAGAGUUCCUCUCUGAGAAAUAUACCCAUUAGUCGCAGCCCCAGCCCCACUUUUAGAGGCAGAAAGAGGAGCUCUUCAAGGAACUCAUCUUUGGACAAGGAAAGAUUAAGCCAGGCCAGCCGCAGAAAGCAUCGAAGCCAAUCCAGAGAUCACAUACGGAGGAGAAAGCUCUCUAGGGACCGGCUUAAGCGCCGCCGAAUGCCGGUCUCACCUAGGCCAAGACUUAGAUCCAGAUCUCGAAGUCCGGAUCGCACAAGUCGUUCACGUUCAAUACGAAAUCACCCUUCGGACAGAAGGUUGAGGGAUGUUUCUCCAAGCAUUAGGCACACACAUAGCAGUUGCUACCGGGGUCGGCCUGAUCCUCCCGGAUUUGGAUGGAGGCACGGUAUCCGGCGGUAUUCGCCAGCACGUUUGCCUCGUCUUCGUUCAAGGAGCAGAUCUAGGUCAGCCACGAACCUGGUGCGUCGGCGCUUGGGAAACAGGGUUCCGUUCCGGAAGCGUUCGAAGAGCAGCUCCCGGCCAAGAAGAAUACCGUUCCGAAAGCGUUCCAGGAGCAGGUCCAUAUCAGCAAAUGUCCUGCUGCGAGAGUCUUCGAGAAGCGCGCCCAAGGCGCGCUCAGGAAGCAAAUGCAGGAAACCUAAGAUCGUGCCCCGCCAGUCUUCCAGAAGUCCGAAGAUUCAGCACGAGGAGCGUCAGAGGAGUGUGUCCCAGCCUGCACAGAACAAACCCUUAGAAUCACUUAAGGAUAAGCCUAUUAUGACCGACCGAGUGGCGAGUCCAGUCGAGGCCAAGCAGCUACAAAGUCGCAUCCAGCCACCUCCUGCCUCCUCCUCCCCCAUCUUGCCAAGGCCCAUCUCUCCAAUGGUCACGCAGCACGACAACCGGUUAACCCGCCCAAAGAAGCUGCGCCAACACCUGCUACCCCCCCUGAUCCAGCAAGUGCUCUAUACGCACUUCACCCACCUGGAAUACAGUGCGCAGCACUUUCCCGGCUACCUGGCGCCCGGACCCUACAGCCAACAUCCGCACGAGCUAGUUCCCUUCGACCUGAGACGCCGUUUGGCCACAACGCGAUCCCUCUAUUGUUUGGAUCCACACGACCUGCGUCACCGGAUCCAGGACGUGUUCCGGCCGGACAUCUACUCGCCACUACCCGCCUUUAACGCCUACCCAGAGUGGCCCACAGGCUACUCUGGGCAGUACCACCCCAGCAGCUAUUUCUAGGGG